AUGGAGCGCUUCGCUGCCGUUUUCGUCAAAAUUCAGAACCUCAACCCCGAAGUUGCAUUGCACUCCAUGCUCAUGGCACUCAAGCCAAACCCUUUUGUCGAUAGCCUUUGUAGAAAACCUCUCAACGACAUGGACGAUCUACGAGCACGAGCCAUUGGGUACAUACAAAUGGAAGAGCACGCCGAAUUCCGAGAGAAGAUGCAUGCAAAGCCAACCAAUGGCAAUAGCACAGGCCAAAAGGAGAAGCUCAAGGUUUCCAACGAGGCACACUUCAAGCGAUCACACCAAGGAAGAGGCCCGAGGUAUGAUUUCUACACUUCGCUGAACACAUCUUGUGUCCACAUCCUUGACGAGGUAGCCAAUACCGACCUCAUCUCUUUGCCACCCCCAGGGCACACCCCAACGAACGUCGACAAGUCCAAGCAUUGUAGAAACCGCCACAAAUUCGGCCACACGAUCGAAGAGUUCUGGACACUCCGAGACAAGAUCGAGGAGCUGACACAGGCAAGCCACCUCGGACAAUAUGUCCAUAGGUCCCAAGCCCAGAGAGGAGGACACUCCGGGCGAGGACGCGAAAGAAGACGGGGAUAUCACUCCCGCAACGACCAAGCUUCCAGGUCUAGACCUAACACCGAGCAUGUCGAUCAACCGGAGCCUAAAUUAGAACCCAACCAGGCCCCCCUCCGUGGAGUAAUCAACAUCAUCGUUGGCGAAUUCGCGGGGGGUGGUGCCAGCAACUCCGCUCGCAAGCGACACCUGCGUAGCGUCAACCAUGUCCAAAGUCGGCCACCACCUCACAAGCCAAAGAGCCCACCUAUCACCUUCACCGACGAGGACUACGCCGAUAUCAACCCAAAUCAAGAUGAGCCAAUUGUCAUCUCCAUCGAGGUCGCAAAUUGGACAGUUCAAAAAACUUUAAUUGACUAG
This is a messenger RNA of Cajanus cajan (pigeon pea), 927 nucleotides long. NCBI's taxonomy places the organism in Eukaryota, Viridiplantae, Streptophyta, Magnoliopsida, Fabales, Fabaceae. The record is from RefSeq and is a predicted model, not a curated record.